UAUCCCAAACUCUGCCUGAACUUUCCUCACUGUGCGUCACUCUCCACUAACCUGGCUUGGACCGAGCACAGGACUGCUUAACUUCUCCUGAAACACGAACAAUGGGUUGGCAGGAGCGAGGAUGGCUCGUCUGUGCGAGUUUUCUCGGAUUUGUGGCGUCGGUGGAGAGCAUAAGGCGGGGAGAGCUUUUUCCUUUCGGUCCGAGCGCAAGAGACCGGUUAAUGGAAGCAGGGAAUGACCAGACGCACCGACUCCAACUGGACAAUCCAGUGUUGUUUUAUGAUGGCUCCUUCGACAGCAUCUUUAUCAACACCAAUGGUUUUGUUGCCACAGCGGAGCCAGCCGGCGAGUCGACGUAUCUUGGCAAGAUGCCCCCGGGGUUUGGCAUGAUUGCAGCUCUGCAAGGAGACCUGGACACAAGAGACGGUGAGGGCAGAGUAUACUUCCGUCAAGACUCCAGUCGUGAUGCCCUGCUUCGGUCUGCCGAGAUCAUCAACGGGGCUUUCCCCGAAGACGAUGAAUUCAACCCAACCCAUGCUGUGGUGAUCACCUGGGUCGAUGUCGCCGCCCAUGAACCUCACAGCAGAGGAGAUGGCAACAGGAAGAGAAACACCUUCCAGCUGGUAAUUGCAUCCAUGGAGACGGCCUCGUUUGCCAUCGUCCUGUACCCGAGGGAUGGAAUACAGUUCACCUCCACGCCUGCAAACGGCCAGAGUGUGGUCAUGCAUGGUGGCUUCAGUAAGGGAUUGGUCAAGGGUUUCCUCUUUUCAAGUCAGGGACCAUACUUCCGCACCACCACCGAAGACGAGGCAUCCAUCAGAGCUUUGGCAGAGGAGACCAACUCUGGCCAGCGCGGAGUGUGGGUGUACGAGAUUGGAACGUCCCCCUAUUUUACCAACGUGGCUGCAGGUGAAGUCACUGACCUGCCCGCUGAAGCCACAAGGAGACCUGCAUAUACUGAUGGACAGCAAGUGGAAUACCCUCAUUUUGAGUCAGAGGGGGCGCAAAUUGAAGUCCACCCAGUUCAGUACCAACCCCAUCAACCAGGGAAUCCAGAAGUGGUUGUGGUGGAUGACACAGAUAUAAAUGUAGACGUGUUCUCAUACAACCUUGGGACGUGUGCCAACAACGCUAAUAAGUGCUCCCAGUUUGCUGACUGUAAGGACUACUCCAGUGGAUACUGCUGCCACUGCAGGCCUGGCUUCUAUGGCAACGGGAUACAGUGUGUGGCAGAGGGAAAGCCACAGAGGAUGAACGGUAAAGUGUAUGGAAGAGUGUACGUGGGCAACUCUCCUUCUCCCGUGGAGUUCACCAGCAACGAUCUCCACUCAUACGUCGUGGUAAACGACGGCCGCUCCUAUGUGGCCAUCAGUGAAGUCCCCUACACCCUCGGGCCCUCGCUGCAGCCUCUGUCGGCCCUUGGUGGCGUGAUUGGUUGGGCGUUUGCUCUGCAGCAGCCUGGCUUCAAGAACGGCUUCAGCAUUAUUGGGGGGGAGUUCACACGGCAGGCUGAGGUGACCUUUCUGCCAGGGAAUGAGAAGCUGACCAUCAGGCAGGAGUUCAAAGGCAUCGAUGAGCACGACCACCUGGUGGUGAGCACCACCCUGGAAGGCCGGGUCCCCGAGGUGCCUCGCGGCUCCACUGUGCAGAUUGAGCGCUACUCUGAGAUCUAUCAGUACACCAACAACUUGAUCACCUCAUCCUCCACCCGGGACUAUGCAGUGAACCUGCCUGAUGGCUCCAUUGAAACCAGGACGUAUCAGUGGCGUCAGACCAUCACCUUCCAGAGCUGCCAGCAUGGCAACUCUCUGAGAGACAUGAAACCGACCCAGAUGCUCAGCGUGGACCAAGUGUUUGUCAUGUAUGAUGCUAAUAAUGAACUCAUCCGGUUCGCCAUGAGCAACAAGAUCGGGGAUGUCAAUGGAGGGCAGCCCCAGGAGAAUCCAUGUUUCACUGGAAGACACGGCUGUGACACCAACGCCGUGUGUCGACCCGGAGAGGGAACUCAGUUCAACUGCGAGUGUGCCGCUGGCUUCAACGGUGAUGGGCGCACAUGUUAUGACAUUGACGAGUGCGCAGACACUCCUCAGAUCUGUGGCUUCCACGCCAUCUGCAACAACCAGCCCGGGACUUUCCGCUGUGAAUGUGAGGACGGGUAUCAGUUUGGCAGUGAUGGUCAUACCUGCACUGAGAUUGACCGAGCUGUGGACGCCUGUGAAGACGGCACUCAUGACUGUGACAUUCCUGAGCGCGCUCAGUGCAGCUACACUGGAGGCUCGUCCUUCAUCUGCUCCUGCCUGCCGGGGUACUUUGGAGAUGGAAGAGUCUGCCAAGACAUAGAUGAGUGCCAGCCAGGCAGGUGCCAUCAGGACGCUGUUUGUUAUAACACCCAGGGAUCAUUUACCUGCCAGUGCAGGUCAGGUUACUAUGGCGACGGCUUCUACUGCUCUGCAGAGAGGACAAAAACACGAUGCGAAAACCACAGAGACAGUCUCCUGGGUGCUGGCCCACGGGGCCCCCGACCUCCCGUCGGGCAGUAUAUCCCUACAUGUGAUGAGAAUGGUGCCUAUGAGCCCCUGCAGUGUCACGACAGCACGGGACACUGCUGGUGCGUAGAACGAAAUGGACAGGAAAUUCCCGGGACUCGCUCUGGGCCUGGCAGCAGACCAAUGUGUAUUGACCAUGACGGUGUGCCACCACCUGUUGGACCCACCCCUCGACCCGAUGUCCACCCACUUCCUCCAGGAACACACCUGUUGUUUGCCCAGAGUGGCAGGAUAGAGCACGUCCCACUGGAAGGUCAUGACAUGAAAAAGGAGGAUGCCAAGGCUGUCCUCCAUCUGCCAGAGAAGGUAAUCAUCGGAGUGGCCUAUGACUGUGUGGAGAAGAUGGUCUACUGGACUGAAAUCACAUCUCCCUCGAUCAGCAAGGCGAGCAUUCAGGGGGGAGAGCCCACUGAAGUCAUUAGAUCAGACUUGGACAGCCCAGAGGGUAUCGCCGUCGACCAUUUGGGACGAACUCUGUUCUGGACGGACUCUGUGAAGGAUCGCAUCGAGGUGGCCUCUUUGGACGGGUCUCAGCGUCGGGUCAUCAUAGACUCGGAUCUUGUCAACCCCCGUGCUAUCAUCACCGACCCUCCCAACGGCAAUCUAUACUGGACCGACUGGAACCGCGACGCCCCCAAGAUCGAGACCUCUUACAUGGACGGCUCCAACAGAAGGGUGCUGGUUAAAGAUGACCUCGGCCUGCCAAACGGCCUGACUUACGACCCUCAGAGCUCGAUGCUUUGUUGGGCAGAUGCAGGCACUCAUAAAAUGGAGUGCACGCAUCCUGCCCGGGGUGACCGCAGACAGGUUAUGGAGGGGAUUCAAUACCCUUUUGGAAUCACGUCCUUUGGGAAGAACAUCUACUACACUGACUGGAGGAGGGAUGCAGUGGUUGCUGUGGACCGCUAUGCUGGCAAGGAGUCAGACCAGUUCCAGCCUCAGAAACGGACCAAGCUAUACGGGAUCACUACAGCCUAUGCCCAGUGUCCUUCAGGACAAAACUACUGUGCUGUGAACAACGGGGGCUGCACCCAUCUCUGUUUAGCAACCCCUGCCGGUCGCUCCUGCAAAUGUCCCGACAACGCUGUGGGCGUGGGCUGUGUGGAGAGAGACGGCGGCUACUGAGGGACGGCGGGCUGAGCUCUGAGAGUUGACACUGUUUGGAUGUUUGACCGCAAAUUAGGAGCACUCAGCAUUACUAAACUAUAGCUGCUGAAAAUGCCACUGAAAACCCCGAGGUGAACUUACUGUGCCUUUUAUCGCUCAGUCUUUAUGCUUAUCUACAUUUUUACGUUUCCCAUGGCCUCAUAAAUAAAUUCAAAAAAAUUGUAAAAUCACAACUGCCUUCGAGGAUUGUAAAUAAGAACACGACUGUUUUGUCUUUUUCCUGAGUGCACAUAAACUGAGAAUAAAGCUCAAGGGACUCAUAAUUUAAUGUGAAAUUCAUCGCAGCAACGCAUGACAUCAUCUCAUGUGAGUUGUGUUACACUGUGGCAUGUUCAGAUAAGCUCAUCUCAUGGACAUAUUAUUGUGGAGUGUGACCGGUGUCUGUAUGAGCUGGUGGGAUGAGUUUACAUGCUGGGCAGCAAAAAGAAUAAACGUUUUUCUAACACG
Molecule: messenger RNA, 4160 nt
Organism: Acanthopagrus latus (yellowfin seabream)
Lineage: Eukaryota; Metazoa; Chordata; Actinopteri; Spariformes; Sparidae
Gene: nid1a
Product: nidogen 1a
Exons: 20
Coding region: 102-3671 (1189 amino acids)
Biological process (GO): cell-matrix adhesion
Molecular function (GO): calcium ion binding
Source: RefSeq, a predicted model, not a curated record